Molecule: messenger RNA, 1859 nt
Organism: Maylandia zebra (zebra mbuna)
Lineage: Eukaryota; Metazoa; Chordata; Actinopteri; Cichliformes; Cichlidae
Gene: pudp
Product: pseudouridine 5'-phosphatase
Molecular function (GO): phosphatase activity
Source: RefSeq, a predicted model, not a curated record
GGUUGUCCUGCUCCGGCCACGCGGAACUACAGUCACAAGUGAAACAUGUCCCACGGCAGCUACAAACCUGUGGACCGUGUCAUUUUUGACAUGGAUGGAUUGUUAUUAGACACCGAGCGACUUUACACCGUGUCCUUCCAGGAAAUAUGUGACCGGUUUGGAAAGCAGUACACAUGGGACGUGAAGACGUCAGUGAUGGGGAAGAAGGCUCUGGAUGCUGCCCAGAUGAUCCGUGAUAGGCUGCAGCUCCCCAUGACAGCUGAGGAGCUGCUUGCUGAAAGCAGACAAAUACAAGAAAAGAUCUUUCCCUCUGCUCAACUCAUGCCAGGUGUGGAGAAACUUGUGCGUCAUCUGCAGAAGCACAAAAUCCCCACUGCAGUGGCAACCAGCUCAGCCGGCGUGACGUUCAAAUUGAAGACGAGUCAACACAAAGAGUUCUUCGCUGUCUUUGAUCACAUUGUCCUGGGUGACGAUCCAGAUGUGAAGAAUGGCAAACCUCAGCCGGACUCCUUCCUGGUGUGUGCCGGCCGGUUCAAUCCCCCAGCUCCUCCGGAGAAGUGCUUGGUGUUUGAAGAUGCUCCCAAUGGUGUAAAGGCAGCACUGGCAGCAGGAAUGCAGGUGGUCGCGAUUCCCGAUGACAACCUGGACCGCAGCCUUAUCCAGGAGGCUACGCUGCGACUAAGGAGUAUGGAGGAGUUUGAGCCGGAGCUCUUUGGCCUGCCAGCAUAUGACUGAAAUGGCUCAUACCCCAGCACGUAAUUCAGGAAGCUAGUAACCAUUGUUAAUUGAUUGGUUGUUAAACAAUAACUUCAUAAAUGAGUAAACUAUUAGUAAAUGGAUGGGCACCGUAAAUCUGCAAAUGUAAAUCUGUAUUACACCUACACAUCUUACUUACUAAAAAGUUGAACCUGAUGGUUCUAAUCUUUGUUCCAAAGGGAACCGUUCAGCUUAGGGUGGUGGUGAUGUAAACUACGUCAUGUGACUCGUCUUAUUAUCGUACUCCUGUUAUCGAAAGGCUCAUUUGAACCGUACAAAAAUCUAAUAAAGAAAACAUCAGCAGUUUGAGUUGAGCCAUGUUCAGGUUCUUCACUGUCACCUGUAAAAUACCCAGAGUAGCAGGCACAUUGGCCCUUAUUCAAUGAUGCACAAUACAAACACACACGCACAAGUAAUUGUCUUACAUUCGUUAGGUGACUUUUUAAUCUGAUAAUUUAAUUUAAUAAUGAAUGGUUAAUAUUAGCGUCGGUGCUGUUAUCCCGAAGUAUAUAUCCUCAUAUUAUGAACUGUAGCUUCUCGGAGGAGUCACUGGAAAAGCUUCAGAUGCAGGUCUGUCAUUCUAACACAGUAUCACCUUUUGUGGUCGUCUGGAUGUGGACACAUCGCGAAGUUGAAGUUGUUCUUGUCAUACACUUCGUCUAAGAUGCCUUUUUGAAAUGUCAGAGACAAUCCUCCUCUGCUCAGUGUGAUCCAGUGAAGAGGCUGUGAGUCGUCCUCACUCCUGAACUGACUCCAUCUGCUUGCAGAGCAGGCUUUAAUGGGGGAACCCUGGAGCAGGCUGGAGCAGGCUGGAGCCGCAGCUCCUCAGUCUACUCCCAUCGACUCCCCUUUCAUAGCCUCACAUCCUCAACAACAAGGUCGUCUCAGCUGUUUUUUUCUUCUGUGCUUGUUGCUUACAGAGUCGUCACUGUCUCUGGGCCUGAAAUGUGAUUGUUUCAUUUUCUGUGUGUCUUCAUUUCUUGUUUCCAGCAAGGCAAAGGUGUUUUUUUACAUUUUGUUUCCAAAAGAAUUAUGCCUGAAAAAUAAUACCUGACUUCAUUUUCUCCACCUUCCUUAAAUGAAUAAAUAAAUCCUAUGACAAA